AUGACCCAGCCUGCCAAAGGAAAAGGAAAGACCCCGGCCCCUGCGCCCUCUUCCGGUAAGAAGACCAAGGCUGCUGCCCACCCUCUCUUCGAGUCUCGUCCUCGCUCUUUCGGCGUUGGCGAGAGCCUGCGUGCCAAGACUAACCUGAGCCGCUUCGUCAAGUGGCCCAAGUACGUCCGUCUGCAGCGCCAGAAGAAGAUCUUGAGCAUGCGCCUUAAGGUCCCCCCCGCUAUCUCCCAGUUCCAGACUGUUCUCGACAAGAACACUGCUUCCCAGGCCUUCAAGCUGCUCAACAAGUACCGUCCCGAGACUACUGCUGAGAAGAAGGAGCGUCUGACCAAGGAGGCUGCUGCCAUUGCCGAGGGCAAGAAGAAGGAGGACGUUAGCGAGAAGCCCUUCGUCGUCAAGUACGGUCUCAACCACGUUGUCUCUUUGAUUGAGAACAAGAAGCCCCAGCUGGUUUUGAUCGCCAACGACGUCGACCCCAUUGAGUUGGUUGUUUUCCUGCCUGCUCUCUGCCGCAAGAUGGGCGUUCCCUACGCUAUUGUGAAGGGUAAGGCCCGUCUCGGUACUCUUGUUCACAAGAAGACCGCUGCCGUCGUCGCCAUCAACGAGGUCCGCUCCGAGGACUCUGGUGCUCUUUCCAACUUGGUGUCUGCCAUCCAGGCCAGCUACGUCCCUCAGACCGAGGAGGCUCGCCGCAAGUGGGGUGGUGGUGUCAUGGGCUUCAAGGCCCAGGCCAAGCAGGAGAAGCGCCGCAAGGCUUACGAGGCUUCGCUCCGCGCUUAG
Wickerhamiella sorbophila is the source of this 789-nucleotide messenger RNA. Its product is annotated as 60S ribosomal protein L8-B. The record is from RefSeq and is a predicted model, not a curated record. The transcript has a single exon. Lineage: Eukaryota; Fungi; Ascomycota; Dipodascomycetes; Dipodascales; Trichomonascaceae. Gene Ontology annotation, cellular component: ribonucleoprotein complex. Gene Ontology annotation, biological process: ribosome biogenesis. Bases 1 to 789 code for a protein of 262 amino acids.